Messenger RNA from Scophthalmus maximus (turbot), 3289 nucleotides. It is a transcript of the gene dpp3, whose product is annotated as dipeptidyl-peptidase 3. Gene Ontology annotation, cellular component: cytoplasm. The transcript is spliced from 19 exons. Gene Ontology annotation, molecular function: metalloexopeptidase activity; dipeptidyl-peptidase activity. The record is from RefSeq and is a predicted model, not a curated record. Lineage: Eukaryota; Metazoa; Chordata; Actinopteri; Pleuronectiformes; Scophthalmidae. The coding region runs from base 107 to 2461 and encodes 784 amino acids. Gene Ontology annotation, biological process: proteolysis.
AACGGUCCACAGUUGACCUUUGCUGGCAGAGCACGUUCAGGGACGGUAGUAUAACGUCUCUCAUGUGUGCCUACGGACCUAGGACCGUGUGUGUUAAAGCUGGAAAAUGUUGAGAAUAUUUCGGAGAUGGAAAAAUUACUCGACGAGGAUGGGAUUCGAACCCACGCGUGCAGAGCACAAUGGAUUAGCAGUCCAUCGCCUUAACCACUCGGCCACCUCGUCUGAUGUGCAAGCAGGGAGGACACUAUGUUCCUUGCCGUCAGUGCUGAACCUCAGACUAAAGAUGGUGGACUCUCUGUACUACCUCCCGAACGACAUCGGCGUGUCUGCACUUGACUGUGGUAAGGCCUUCCGUCUGCUUUCACCCCAGGAGAAGAAGUAUGCCCACUACCUGUCACGCGCCGCCUGGUAUGGCGGUCUGGCAGUGUUGCUGCAGACAUCGCCUGAGUCGGCAGACAUCUUUGUCAUGCUGCAGAGGAUCUUCAGGAAGCAGACACCUUCAACGUUGGCACAGGUCGCCACAGCAGCUGGACUCAGCUCUGAGGAGUACCAGGCCUUCUUGGUGUAUACAGCCGGUCUGUAUGCCAACAUGGGCAACUACAAGUCUUUCGGCGACACCAAGUUCAUCCCAAAUCUGCCCAAGGACAAGCUGGAGGCUCUGGUGAAGGCCAGCCAGGCAUUUGAGGAGCAGCCUGCUGAGAUGGAGGCUCUGUGGAACAGCUGCUCGUGUCUCCUCUACUCUCUGGAAGACAAACAGAAGCAGCUGGGUCUGGGCGACAAGGGAAUUACCACCUACUUCUCAGGAAACUGCUGUUUGGAGGACGCUGAGCUGGCUCAGAAAUUCCUUGACUCAAAAAAACUGUCUGCGUACAACACCCGUCUAUUUAAGAGGGACAACGGAGGGAAAGCCUGCUACGAGGUGCGCUUGGCCUCAGCGGUGCAGAAAGAUUGUGCCGUGGACGGGGAGUGCGAGUCGUGCUGCGGCACCUUCAACUUUGAAGGCAAAGAGUUCACAGUGAAGAGGGGAGACUACGCUCCUAUCAUGGAGAGAGUCUCCUAUCACCUCAAACAAGCACAGGCCUACGCUGCCAAUGAGAACCAGAGAAAGAUGCUUGAGGAGUACUGCCGCAGCUUCACCCUUGGCUCAGUCGAAGCCCAUAAAAAAGGCUCCAGCUAUUGGAUCAAAGACAAGGGACCGAUUGUUGAGAGUUAUAUAGGUUUCAUUGAGAGCUACAGAGACCCAUUUGGCUCCAGAGGAGAAUUUGAAGGUUUCGUUGCUGUGGUGAACAAAGCGAUGAGCGAGCAUUUUGCCAAGCUGGUGAGCUCGGCAGAAGUCUUUCUCCCGGAGCUGCCGUGGCCCAGGGAGUUUGAGAAGGACACUUUCCUGAAACCUGACUUCACCUCGCUGGAUGUUCUCACCUUUGCCGGCAGCGGAAUACCAGCUGGCAUCAACAUCCCCAACUAUGAUGACAUCAGACAGUCGGAGGGCUUUAAAAACGUGUCCCUGGGAAAUGUGCUGUCUGUGGCCUACGCUACAAAGAAAGAAAAGCUCACCUUCCUGGAGGAGGAUGACAAGGAUUUGUUCGUCAAGUUGAAUGGCCCGUCGUUCGAGGUGCAGGUUGGACUUCAUGAGCUGUUGGGCCACGGAAGCGGAAAGCUGUUCGUCCAGGAUGACAAAGGCAAGUUCAACUUUGACCAGAGCAAGGUGAUGAACCCAGAAACUUCAGAACCGGUGUCCAGUUGGUACCGGGGCAGCGAGACAUGGGACAGUAAAUUCUCCACAAUUGCUUCCUCUUACGAAGAAUGCCGUGCCGAGUGUGUCGGACUCUACCUGUGUCUCAAAAAGAACGUGCUCAGUAUUUUUGGCCACGAAGGUGAAGACGCCGACAAUGUGGUGUACAUCAACUGGCUCAGUAUGGUCAGAGCUGGACUGUUGGGCCUGGAGUUCUACACACCUGAGAGCAAGAGCUGGAGACAGGCUCACAUGCAGGCUCGUUUCGUGAUCCUGCGCGUCCUGCUGGAGGCCGGGGAGGGCCUGGUGGGCCUGGAGGAAGUCACAGGGCAGGACGGCAAGCCUGACGCUCGGAUCACAAUGGACCGAAGCAAGAUCCACACUGUGGGCAAGGGCGCCAUCCACAGGUUCCUUUGUAAACUGCAGGUCUUAAAGUCGACAGCGGACGUGGAAGGAGGCCGAGCUCUCUACGACUUCUACUCCACCGUCAGCGACAGUGGCACCCAAAACUUCUUGCGUCUCCGGGAGACGGUGCUGCUGAGGAAGGAAGCUCGAAAGAUGUUUGUCCAGGCAAACACCAAAGUUAAUGGGGACAGCGUGGAGCUUGUGGAAUACGAAGGCAGCGCCGCAGGUUUGAUCUGCUCCUUCACCGAGCGCUUCCAGGACGACGCAGAGCAGCUGGACGCCGACCUCCUGGAAAUGAGCAAAAGAGAUGCCCCCUGCUGGUGAUGAUAGACAUCCGAUCCAUCUGAUAAAAUCUGUUCUUUUUUUCUUUUCUUUUUGCCAAAUGUAAUAGAAACGUUAUACUUAAUGGAUGUUAAAACAUAAAUAAACUUCAAAUCAAUUCAUAUUCUUGUAGAGGGCACUUCGAAAGAGGCUAAAUUUGAGUUUCAUGCUUCAAAUAAAGCCGUCGGACAGGAACGGAUUUGCCACAGACACCAGCCACAGUUUUGCCAUCCACAACUCAUAUUUUUAAAUUUUCAGGUUUUAAAUCAGGACUAAAACAACAUCACUCUUUUAGAUGCAUUUAGGAAACUUGUUUUUCAAUAGGGUCAGGUGAAGGGUUAGGGUUAGUGAAAAGUGGGCUUGGGUUAUGGUGUUAGGGUUAGGGGUGUUGUAUACUGUCCAUUAAACCAGCGUUAGGGAAACCCUAACCCUCUGACCAUCAGAAUGCAUGGUUUGAAUUAUUGCAGUUUUCACUUUAUAACUGUCGCAAGGUCAAACAUUGGCUUCACAAAUCUUCAUGAAAUGAUCAUUAUGAAAUAUUUUGUAUGCACUUAAAAAUUUCCAGUGGACAUUUGGCUAAAAUGAUUCCAUCUUUACAGCUUGUCCAUUAAGUUCAAUGUUUUUCCAGCCUUGGUGUUGAGGAUUAUUUGAAAGCUUAAGAUGGCACAAUAAUAAUAAUAAUAAUAUCAUGCAACAUUUUUGCCAGGUUUGGUAUAAAAUGUAAUAAUUACUUGACUGUAAAAUAUUACUGUGUCUGAAAGGCCUAAAAAAAAAACUCUGUACUGAAGAAAUCUGGUGCUGAAUCUACACAAUAAAAGUUGUUUGAUAAGA